Molecule: messenger RNA, 735 nt
Organism: Chaetomium fimeti
Lineage: Eukaryota; Fungi; Ascomycota; Sordariomycetes; Sordariales; Chaetomiaceae
Exons: 1
Coding region: 118-735 (205 amino acids)
Source: RefSeq, a predicted model, not a curated record
GGACGUUUGGACAUAAAAACAGGCGGAUAUUAGGAUGAAACCCACCUCCGCCUCGAGAACAACCACGGCACUCGACAGAUUAGCUGUAUCAACGCACUGAACCCCAGUUACUCGACCAUGCAGUUCAAGUUAUCUCUUGCAAGUGUAGCGCUCUGCCUCGUCGGAGGCAACGCACUCGUCCAUCCGGGGUCGAGCUCAACGUCCUACGGCAUUAACAAACGACAGGACGACUGUCUGACCGCCAAAGAAUCGCAGACGCUGGCUGAGGACUUUGCGUGGCUGGUUGCCUCGUGGAACGUCAACACCACGUACAGCGAAGCGCUCCUCAACGCCACGUACGCCGAGAACCUUCACGACUGGUCCGACAGCAUCCGCGUCAUGGAAAGUGCUGGCUGCACCAACGGUCCGGAGCCCCUCGCCAACAGCCGCGCCGAGUUCGCCGUUGACCAGGCCACACUGGAGCCAUUCGAGUUUGAUGUGCUCAAGGUGUGGCACAGCUGCGACGAGGUGACGUUCUUGUGGCAGCACCCUAAUUCGGCCGGACACCGGGUGCGUGGGAUUGUCCUCUUGGAAACCGGCUGGGAACGGGGAGCGUCCGAGGGGAAUAGGGGUGGCGGUGACAAGAGGCUCGUCAAGACGGUCUAUUCUGAAUUCAAUACCGUCUCGUGGUUCACCAACACGGGCGUCUUCACCCCGGCCAACUGCACUGGCCAUGCCCCGCCGCUGCAGUCUUGA